Amoebophrya sp. A120 is the source of this 6056-nucleotide messenger RNA. NCBI's taxonomy places the organism in Eukaryota, Dinophyceae, Syndiniales, Amoebophryaceae. The record is from the annotation of a GenBank genome assembly.
UGUAGCUUCGAGUUCGAGCGACAGAGCGGCACGGAGUAGUUGUUUUCGUUGCAGGGCUUCAAUUCAGCUGUUUGUCGUGAUGAACCGAGAAUCUAUGGCAGUAUGUAUUCUUCUGACACCCGGCUGUAGUUGCAGAAUAUGUUGACAUUGCCAUUUUUAAUUUUAGCCACGAGCAGUUUUUUCUGGGAGAGAAGAAUACAAACGAAAAUCAAAAACAAGUAGAGGUAUCAUUGUAAGAACGCUUGUAUUAUUAGUUUAGGUCUACUUCUUACUAUUUUCAUUGUACGAUAUUAGAGCUUCUCUUUCUCAUCAUCUUCUACCCUGGAGUGCAUGACGAAUUUGUAAAAUUUGAGAGAGCAAGUGCAAGAGCUUCUUUUACGACUGUUGUAUUUACCACUCACAAGGACGAGAGGACUACCAAAAGUUUGCAAAUAAACGAGCAAAACGAAGAAAGAGCGCAGUAUCAGUAAGCACGGGAAGCCGAAGCGCCGCUGGUGUUGCAAAGAGUUGAACAAGCUGAGGUCUUGUCCUGCUUCAACAUCAUCACAUUCAAUAAAUUUGUAAAAACUGCGUCUAAAAUAUUAAUUUCCCCACCACUACCUAGCCAGUAAUGCAGGACUUCACGACUAGCGGGCAGUCGCUGUACUUAACCCUUCCACGCAAGAAUGGCCACCUUUAACAACCAGUUUGAGCCGAUAGUGCGCAUGGAGGUUGACAGUUUUGAAGAUUUUGACCACGAGAAUUUUGAACAACCCGACCACAACCAGACCAUCCCUUCUGCCACGAUAAAACCGCCCAAGCGCCUCUCUGUAGCGGACUCGGAGGAAGAUCUGCUUCUGCAACCAAAACGCAGGAUGAUUGAGGAGAGCGAUAACAACCUCAAGCCACACCAGCUCGCAGAAUCCGUGCCCACGCCGCUCUAUCCUGUGCAAAAGUAUCGUACUCGUACUAAUUGCAGCUAUGCAUGACAAACUUCCUUUCCAAGUGAAAACAGCAUGACAAAUUCAAAUUUUCAUGCUGAGAAAAUUUGUAAUGCAAUUUAUACUAGUUGUACGAUGCUUUGCAAUGCAUACCCUCAGCCCUGGGAAGCGCGUUUCAAAAAGUCCGGGAAAGAAAACCGCGGCGAACGGUCUGCAAGCGGCGUCAAAGCCGGCCUCAGCCACUUCUAUUGCGCCGCAGGGGCUACCGUAUAGUUUUUUUUGAUGAUGGUUUUUUUGCUUCUCCAGCAUGGGUCAUUGUCAUGUGAAUUUUUUUUUCCCGACAGGAGCAGGACACACAGAGUGGACUUUUCUCUCUGCAGUUCCCAUGUCAAUAUCCUAACACCAGUUCCGGCGUUUCCGCAUCGGCUUCAACAGAGGUCCCUCCGUCGACAGUGGUUGCACAACCAGCUGCAUCAUCCACCCGGAGCAAGCCGAUUGAUGAAGCAAGCCUCGUGUUACCGAUCCCGGAUGUUGUUAACACAACGACUACCACUGAUGUGGUGGCUAUCAAAUGCAAAUAUGUCUGGGUCUGCAAGAGUGCAUGUUUGUCAUGCUUGUCUGGCAUGACUCUUGAAUCUGUCACUCACGUUACCCAAGAGCCCCAUUUUGCUGUCACGCAAAAACGCAGUUUGUCAUGCAGAGUAGGCAACACCUAGAAGCUCCAAAGCUUGUCAUGCUGAGCCAGCACUUGUGGCCUCUUCAUGAUACGCCGACCAGCGUCACAAGUUUCCAGACCCAGACUUUUUUACAAUCCAUAGUGGCCGGACAGCAGCAACUACUCGAACAAGGAGAGCCGAUGCAUUUGACCGGCACAACCAACACGGCUGCAACAAGUUCUUCCGGUUCUGCAUCUAGUACUUCCUCGACGACACAGCACAAUGCCACAAGCACGAAGAUUAACCGCCGGAUGCCACUGCCACCGGUGCGGUACACCAGGCCCAGGACGGUGAACUUGAACAAUAACGGGACAACUAGUAGUACAACUACGGGUAGUGUUGACCACAAUGGUGCAGCAGUUGUGCAAUUCCCGCCGAGAACUGGUACAACGAGAGCGCAGCAGCAGCAGCAGCACCUCCGCAAUACAACCGCCGGAAAUACUAAUCCCACCACGGCACCCGCACCGUACGUACCGUCGAAUAAUCCGGUUUACACCCAUCGCAACAUCUAUCGCAAGAAAAAACUGUUUCACUGUAAACUUGUAAUGCAGAAACUGCAUCUCAGAAGUGUUUGUCGUGCUACACAUGCAAGUUAGACGGGAUUUUCUAGCUGUGUUUUCCCGUAGGAACCUCGCAUGGCAAGUUUUCCCUGUCAUGUAGAGCAAACUUGUGCUGCAAAACUUACUUGCAAAAUCCUUACAGUGAAACUCUUUUUUCGUACGAUAACAUCGGGCAACUCCAGCAGUGGAAUAACCACAACCUCCCCCGGGGCUUCCAGGACGCGAUGACGGGAUCCGCUUCGUAUAACCCCUUGUUGUCUGAAAUGACGAUGAACAACGAUGAGUACCGCAACCAGAUCGACGAGGGGAGCUUCGACGGGAAUCGACCCAGGUUGCGCCAUCAGAUGAUGGCGGCAAGUAGUACAUCUCCAGAUCAUGAUUUUUGUAAGACCCUCAACGUCGGAGAAAAUAAGGAGGGGAGCAAGUCUGACGAUUUGUUUUUGCUCGCGAAUAAAAAUGAAACCGGUACAACUAGUACUUUAUCCUCCUGGGAUCCAGUUGUGGAGGCUCCUGCGAAUAAUUGUUCCAGCAAAAUCAGCUCACCGUCGUUUGACGAUCACCAGGACAACUACAGCUCCUGUUCAUCUUCCGCAGGAGGUGCUUCUUCCUUCCACCCGGCGAGUGGUACAACUGGCCAGCAAUUCGAAUUCGACCCCUGUUUCCUCUUUGUAGAGAAAAACUGGAAGACGGAAACGGUUCUCGGGAAGUAUUACAAUGAAAAAUGCCUCCACGACCCCAGAUGAACUUGGCGCAUUUGUAUAGCAAACCUUUCCAAUGGAAACAUUCCUCGUCUUGCAUAUGUCAGCAUCACAAAUUUUCCACGCUGAAUAGCUCAAACCUGUGUUGCAAAGGAGCCCAACAGCAGCCGGAUCUGUUAUGCAAAAGAUACGCUACGCCUGCGCGCCUAGAUUCUCCAACAGAAAGGCUCGUAGUCCUUUCAUGCAAGACGAAAAGGUUUCAUUUGGAAACUUUGCAUGAGAACCUUUUGCAAAUUCUGGGGUGGGGGCAUUUUUCACUGUAAUAGGAAGUUAGAAGUCGACCGGUUGAAACACGAGCACGCGGCCAUGCUGCGGAGACUGGCGCGGAUGAAAGGCGGGAAUAGUAAGAUGGGGAAAAUGAUGAAAGGGCAGAAUUCGAAACUAACUUCCUCCAAUUAUAACCCGCUCAGGUGUUACAAUCUCAAACGUUACAAUAGUUAGAAUAUGGAAAUCUGUGAUGCAAGAGUGCAUGAUCUAGCCAACUCUCAUAGGAUUGCGCAUGACAAGUUCCGGAGCCCCAAACAACACUACAAUCUGCCGAAAUUUGUAUUGCAAAAGGUGGAACGCUGUGCGAGUCUGUCAUGCUCAUCAUGCAACACAAAUUCCAGACUCUAUUGUAACGUUUGAGAUUGUAACCUUUGAGAAAGUCAUACCAAUGCGACGAAGAAAAACCAGCGCUUUCGGCAGCGCAGUCGGGAAAACUCCGUGUCGUCUAGCGAAGAAGACUCGGAGGAUUCGGAAGAUGAGGAUGAGGAUUCGUCUGAAGAACCAAGUGAAGCGGAACCGGAGGAAGAAGAAUUGUCGGAUGAGGACGAGUCCAUGGGCGGGGACGUCGAUAAUAACAGCAGCAGCAAGAGGGUAGCAGAAGUACAACUACCGGACAAAGAAAAUAUCAACGAGCAGUUGACGAGCAAGAUCGAUGAGGAUUCGGAUUUUUCGGAAGAUUCCGAUUCCUCCAACGGGGACGACGAGAGAAUGCAGGUGGACGGGCCUUCUACUGUGGAUAGUACUUCUGCGAAUAAAAAUGCCGGCAAGGAGAUGCUGAACGGUGCAGGGUCCUCUUCUUCAUCCGGCGCGUCGAGUAGCUCGGCGUCUGCGUCUAACACCACGACUACGACGGCGGAGAGCUGUCAGAACAAAGACAUUGACGCGAAAAAGAAACACAGCGCAUCAAUCAUGAAGAGCCCCUCGGAUGAAAAGAAAUUGGUUUUGCCAGGUACAAGAAAAACAAUCGAUGUCUACUUUCGUUCGAUGUUGCACAUUUUUUGUCUUGCAAUGUUGAUAGAUUGUACUAUCGUAUUUGGUCUUGUCAUGCCAACAUCCUACUAUGAAAAGAAAUUAAAACACAACAAACAGUUCCCCGCUGCCAGUUUUGCCGGAAGCAACUCGACAGCUGCAGUGCCAUUGUGAUCGAGAAGGCCCGGAAAACGAGACGGAAUUUUUUUCACCCGGCCUGCUUUUUCGAGUUGUUUGGGGAGAAUGCGAAGGACAUACAGUUUACCUUGAAGGGAGAGAAACAGGUAUAUCGGGAAAAGGAUUUUUGUCAUGCAGAAACUGCGUUGGAGGCAUGCUCUCGCUCUACCAUGCGUACUUCUACUUUCAUAUGUAUGAAGUGCACAGAAUGAAGAUCACCAAUUCCAACCAGGUCGGCGGGCAAGCGGAUUGUGUAUCCUGAGCAAAAACGUACCCACACCAGAGUCAGGCUGGGGAUUUUGCAACACAAGCCUAGGAGUUUUGUGAGUCACGCAUGACAAGUUGCGCUCUGCAGUGUAGUGCAGGUUAGCAAGUGCAGCCGCAUCACAGAUUCAUCUGCUCAUCCUGUUUACAGCAUCACAAAUUCCAAAACACGAUUGAAAAUGGCUCUCAUGCGGAUGCGCAUUACAAAUGUUCCUGUCUUUGCAAAUCUGCAUUACAACUCUGGUGUGGGUACGUUUUUACUCAGGAUACUGUGACGACAUGGUUCUGGAGCAGGCGGUCAAGGGCUUGAUCCGCAAUAUGAAUGAAAACUGAAAUUGUGGUCGAGGUUAUCGCAAGAAAAAACUGUUUCACUGUGAAGAACUUGUGAUGCAUAGAAUGGAACACAGAACCAUUUGUCUUGCUACACCUGUAAGAGCUUGACUCUUCAAGGGCGUUUUCCCUUUGGAAGCGCGCAUGCCAAAUUUUCUGCGUCAUGUCGUGUAAGAAACUUAUGAUGCAGAUCUUGCAAAGGCAUCACGAUCACAGUGAAGCAGUGCUUUCGUGGGAUAGAGGUCAUGAAGGGUCUACUUUGGUCUCAGAAGGCUUCGAUCGAUGUGUCAUGAUGCGCGUUGAGGCCGACACUCACACUAUCUACUGUCGAAAAGAGAUCAGAAUGAUAAGAAACUCUACAUAGUCGUAGAAAUAGUAACUACGCCAGAGCGCCGCGAGGACCGUGAAGAUGAACUGAUGUGCAGUUGUCUGCUAAAGGUAAAAGAAGAAGAAUAGUAGGUACUAACUCUGUCAUUUGCGAAACGCGAAGGAAGAAAACCUUGGGUGCACAAGAAGUAAGACACUUGCUAGAAAAUCUUGAGUUAACGAAGUUGAGACCGCUGCGAUUGCGCGAGACUUGAAGAUUUUGUGAGCUUUAUUGAAGUUUAGAAUUGAAACUGAAUGACGCUCUCCUGCCUGGGUGGAAAUCUAAGUUGAUGCCAACAAUUCUUGACAAAUAGAAUAAUAAACUACCUUGUGAAUAAGUACGAAAAAUAAAUGCAUUGUAAAAAUACAGCCUCCCUUUCUUUAGAAGAAAACCAAAGCGCGCCGCCACCCUUUAUUCAAGGUUGUGCGUCCUGAUGCCCCUGAUUUUUUAUGAACUUUUGAAAUUUAUGCACUUGCAUUUGAAGAUACAGAUUACCACUUGACAGAAACAGUGGUUUCUUUUCCUUGCUGAAUGUAAUUGGGAGCUACGGGUAAAUCUAAAUUUGUCUCCACUUUGAUACGAAACAAGUGACAAGGGAGGUGAAUAAUACACCUAACAAGAUUUAUUUCGGAAAUUUUGUACAAAAAAUGACCUCAAAAUCAAAUAGAAUACCAGAAAAACAAUUAUCGCCCACGAGGGUGCUAGCCGCUGAAGAUGACAAGGAUGGG